Molecule: messenger RNA, 2398 nt
Organism: Hibiscus syriacus
Lineage: Eukaryota; Viridiplantae; Streptophyta; Magnoliopsida; Malvales; Malvaceae
Product: acyl-CoA-binding domain-containing protein 4-like
Exons: 18
Coding region: 129-2141 (670 amino acids)
Biological process (GO): lipid transport
Cellular component (GO): cytosol
Molecular function (GO): fatty-acyl-CoA binding; protein binding
Source: RefSeq, a predicted model, not a curated record
AGGUCUCCCUCUAAAGCAACAUUAAAACGUUUCUCAAACUCGAAAGUCUUGCGUACGUACAUAUUUCUCUGGUCAAAUUCAAAUCCGCGAGCCAAACACACAGGAAAGGCAAACAAAAACCGGCGAAGAUGGCGGGGGCAAUCUCUGGCCUCGCGUACCCCGACCGGUUCUACGCGGCGGCGGCUUACGCUGGCUUCGAAGGGUCUCCUAAUCCCAGCAACAAGGACGUUGUCUCCAGGUUCUCCAACGACACCGCUUUGAUCCUCUACGCCUUAUACCAGCAGGCUACUGUAGGUCGUUGUAAUGUUCCGAAACCGAGUUUGUGGAAUCCUGUUGAACUAGGGAAAUGGAGAAGCUGGCAGCAGCUUGGAAACAUGGUUUCUACAGAAGCUAUGCGUCUCUUCGUGAAGAUAUUGGAGGAAGAAGAACCAGGAUGGUUUUCACGAGCUUCUAACUCUAGCUUGGAGCCUGUUACAGAUGUACAAAUGAAUCAUAAUUCAAAUGUUGAGCCCAUCAUCGAGAAUGGGAAUUCUUUCGCUGAGAUAAUGACAAUUACUGCUGAAAAUGGAGGAGUGAUGGAAACUCAGGACAAAGAUUUUGUAUCAGAAGGCCUUGGUUUGGUUGUUGUAUAUGAUCAAUGGAUUUCACCUCCAAUAACUGGUCAACAUCCUAAAGGCCGAUAUGAGCAUGCAGCAGCAGUUGUGGAAGACAAGAUGUAUAUACAUGGUGGAAAUCACAACGGUCGUUACCUAAGUGACCUUCAUGUUUUAGAUUUGAGAAGUUGUACAUGGUCAAAGGUUGAAGAUAAGAUUGGAUCUAAGUCGGUGGAACCUCCAUCUACUGUAAAUAUAAUCCCUUGUGCUGGUCACUCAUUGAUACCUUGGGAGGACAAGCUUCUUUCAAUUGCUGGCCAUACAAAGGAUUCUUCUGAAACUAUCGAGGUGAAGACAUUUGAUCUGCAAACCGGCACAUGGUCAACAUUGAAAACUUAUGGAAAAGCACCGGUGGCUCGUGGUGGUCAAUCUGUGACCCUCGUUGGAACAAUCUUAGUAAUAUUUGGUGGACAGGAUGCAAUGCGAACGUUCUGGAAUGAUCUACAUAUACUUGACCUAAAAACCUUGACCUGGGAUGAAAUUGAUCCUGUGGGGGUACCUCCCUCACCGCGGUCUGGACAUGCUGCUGCAGUACAUGCAGAGCGUUAUCUUCUUAUUUUUGGUGGGGGUUCACAUGCUACUUGCUUCAAUGAUUUGCAUGUCUUUGAUUUGCAAACUAUGGAAUGGUCAAGACCCAGACAACAAGGUGAGUUACCCACUCCCAGGGCUGGCCAUGCAGGAGUGACUGUUGGGGAGAACUGGUUUAUUGUUGGUGGUGGGGACAAUAAAAGUGGGGAAUCCAAAACUGUUGUGCUUAACAUGUCAACCUUAACCUGGUCAGUUGUGACAUCAGUUGAAGGGCGCGUUCCUCUUGCUACUGAGGGUUUAAGUCUGGUCGUAGGCUCGAUUAAUGGGGAAGAUAUACUUAUAUCUUUUGGAGGAUACAAUGGGCGCUACAACAAUGAGGUUAAUGUUCUUAAGCCAAGUCACAAGUCAACCUUGCAAUCAAAGAUGAUAGAGGGUCCUGUUCCGGAUAGUGUCGUGACAAAUCCUACCAGAGAUUUAGAAUCCGAGCUUGAUGUUGAUCAAGAAGGAAAAGUACGAGAAAUUGCCAUGGAUAAUUUUGAGCCCAUGAAAUCCAAAGGUGAGGAGACUGGCGAGCACAUUCUAGCAAUGCUCAAGGCAGAGAAGGAAGAACUAGAAUCAUCACUCCACGAUGAGAAAUUGCUGUCUGUCCAGCUAAAGCAAGAACUAGCAGAUGCAGAGUCUCGAGACACAGAUCUGUACAAGGAGCUCCAAUCCGUACGUGGUCAACUUGCCUCCGAGCAGUCAAGAUGUUUCAAAUUAGAGGUGGAUGUUGCGGAACUGCGACAGAAGGUUCAGGUAAUGGAAACACUAGAGAGGGAACUCGAACUCCUGAAGCGACAAAAAGCCGCAUCCGAACAAGCUGCCUUGAAUUCAAAGCAGCGGCAGGGCUCAGGUGGCCUAUGGGGUUGGCUUGCAGGGAGCUCUCCACAAAGCGAUGACGAAGCUGAAAGCCUGAUUUAAUAGUGCUUGCAGGAAAGUGAUACCUGGUGCAAUGUUCUAUCCACAUGGUCGUGUAUUCGAGCCAUGGAAACAGCCUCUUCCUGCAAAAAAGCUGAAAGGUUGCAGACCUCAAGCCUCCCCCAGAUCUUACAAUGGGAACCAUAUGCAUUGGGUACAAUUUUUCAUCAAAAUUUGGGUAAAAUAUACGUUUUUUUUAUUCUACUAAACCUGGUUCUUUCUAUGAUCGGAAUAAGAAGUCUAGUUAGCUCAAGUUAAUG